AUGUCGGAAGCCUACGCGGCCGAGAACAAAGGCCCAAACAUCAUGUUGACAAUAUUUGUUAUUGUCGACAUCAGCACUCUGUUUAUUGCCGCUCGUCUCUUUGUACGAAUCAAGAUCCUCGGCCAGACGCACUUGGAUGACCAUUUGACCGUAUUGUCGCUGCUUCUCAGCUAUCUCACAGUCGGUCUCGAGAUAUGGGCCAUUCGAUGCGGUAACGGCCGACACGCCGACACCCUUUCGCAAGAGCAGCAAUCCGCCGCUAUCCUGUCGACCAUCUCCGGUUUCCCUCCGAACGUACUCGCAUAUACAGUACCCAAGUUUGCUGUAGUGGCGUUAUUGGUCAGAAUAUUGAACCCUGGGAGAGUGCAUCAGAUGGUACUUUGGUCACUGGCGACUGUAUGUUUGGUACUCGUAUCACUGUGCAUCAUCAUCCUGUUUGCUCAGUGUAGUCCGACAUAUGCUCAGUGGGACUUCUCGGUGACGAACAAGAACUGUUGGAGUCCAUCGGUUCUUGUCAACGUUGCUAUUUUGACGAGAGCAUAUUCUGCAGCACUUGACCUUUAUCUUGCAAUCUACCCGGCCACAGUGCUCAUGAGACUUCAAAUGAAUAUGAAAAAGAAGAUAGCUUUGAGCGUUGCCCUUGGUAUUGGCUCUAUCGUCGAAGGCAACACCCUUAUCAUUGCUGCCUGUAUACCCAUUCUGGGGCCUCUUGUGGAACUUGCUCUGGGACGUCGCGUACUCAGCACGACUGACCGGAAGUACCAGGAACAGAGCGGCACUGCUGAAUUGCAACUGGUUUCAAUUGGGAGAAAAGGCCCUCGGUCGCUCCCUUGGAACGGGGACUCUGUUGGCAGAACAUCCACCACGGUUAUUGGUUCGCACCACGAGGGGAAAGACGCCAGCAGCCAGGAAAGCAUCCUCGAGGCUACAUUGAGGCAGAAGAAGGACGUGGUAGGAAUCAUUAGACGGGAAGAUAUCACAAUAUCCUACGAGACCGAUGAUGGGCCGAAAAGUCUGGCCGGCAUUGACAAACCAGCCAAGGGGAAUCCGUUUUAG
This is a messenger RNA of Colletotrichum higginsianum IMI 349063, 1056 nucleotides long. Its product is annotated as Integral membrane protein. The transcript has 4 exons. The record is from RefSeq and is a predicted model, not a curated record. NCBI's taxonomy places the organism in Eukaryota, Fungi, Ascomycota, Sordariomycetes, Glomerellales, Glomerellaceae. The coding region runs from base 1 to 1056 and encodes 351 amino acids.